Messenger RNA from Balaenoptera musculus (blue whale), 1646 nucleotides. It is a transcript of the gene GID4, whose product is annotated as GID complex subunit 4 homolog. The coding region runs from base 215 to 868 and encodes 217 amino acids. NCBI's taxonomy places the organism in Eukaryota, Metazoa, Chordata, Mammalia, Artiodactyla, Balaenopteridae. Gene Ontology annotation, biological process: proteasome-mediated ubiquitin-dependent protein catabolic process; negative regulation of gluconeogenesis; protein targeting to vacuole. The transcript is spliced from 6 exons. The record is from RefSeq and is a predicted model, not a curated record. Gene Ontology annotation, cellular component: GID complex; extrinsic component of membrane.
CGCAGGCGGGGAGGGGGCUCGCUUAGCACCCGGAGGCCCUGAUCUCAGGUCCCGGGGUCCCGGUGGCGGCCGGAGCGCUCGGUCCGCAGGCGGCCGGCGGGUGGACGCCUCCCGCCCCACGCGCGCGCCCGCCUUACCCCCGGGCAGCCUCCUCGGCUCCCGCGCGGCGGCGGUUCCUCCCCCUCCCCCAGCCCUGGCUCCGGGGGACCCCGCGAUGCCGGUCCGCACCGAGUGUCCCCCGCCGGCCGGUGCCUCGGCCGCCUCCGCCGCCUCGCUCAUCCCGCCGCCGCCCAUCAACACGCAGCAGCCCGGCGUGGCCACCAGCCUGCUCUACAGCGGCUCUAAGUUCCGCGGCCACCAGAAGAGCAAGGGUAACUCGUACGACGUAGAGGUGGUGCUGCAGCACGUGGACACGGGGAACUCGUACCUCUGUGGGUAUCUGAAGAUCAAAGGCCUUACUGAGGAGUAUCCAACCCUCACGACCUUCUUUGAAGGAGAAAUCAUCAGCAAAAAGCACCCUUUCUUAACCCGAAAGUGGGAUGCGGACGAGGAUGUGGACCGGAAGCAUUGGGGCAAGUUUCUGGCUUUUUAUCAGUACGCAAAAUCGUUUAAUUCAGACGACUUUGAUUACGAAGAGCUGAAGAGUGGGGACUAUGUUUUCAUGAGGUGGAAGGAGCAGUUCCUGGUCCCGGACCACACGAUCAAGGACAUCAGUGGUGCUUCCUUUGCCGGCUUUUACUACAUCUGCUUCCAGAAGUCGGCGGCCUCCAUAGAGGGCUACUAUUACCACAGGAGCUCGGAAUGGUAUCAGUCGCUCAAUCUCACUCAUGUUCCAGAACACAGCGCGCCCAUCUACGAAUUCCGGUGACAGCGGUCUGGGACGGCAACCAAAUAAACUGAACUUGGCAAAAAAGAACUUUGCCAAGAAAACUGUGUACCUGCCAGAACCAGGAGAACGUGUGUUCCUGUUUCUUCACGAGCAGACUCGCAUCAGAAAGCAUGAAUGUCAACCCACGGCAUCCGAGGAGUGCGGCCGACCAGCAAGGGCAGGUGGAGGGCGGCCUCGGUUCCUCUUCCCUCUCUGUGGCAGUUUGGUCUUAAGCUGUUUUUAAGCUACCGUAAAUGCACUUUUCCUCCUGCACAGCUGACUUCUGUAUCACUGAGACGCACAUCCCUUCCCCCACGCCCCCCUCCAGCCCCGGCCCCCCUUGGCCUUGGUGCUCAGUGGUCCCCACCAGGCCCCCCCGCCCCCGAUUGCUUACUCUGGUAGCUCAAGGGAAGGCCGAGCCCAGCAGCCGUGCGCCCCCGGAGCCCUGUGCGGGGAGGCGGCCGAUCGCUCGGCGGGGUUGGGGCACUGCCAGCCCUGGGAUUCCCGCGCUGAGCUGGUCAGUGGCCGGCAGCUUCCCUGGGCCUGCCGUCCAGGUCACAGGAUUUAAGGCUUCCAGAUCCCUGGCAGGGACAGAUUCCCGUCCUGCUCACUCAGCACGUUUGCUCCAAACUUUUGAACUUGAGGGCAAUACUAAACUUAAAAAAAAAAAAAAAGUUUUUUUUAUUACAAAAUUAUUUUUAUGGUCCCUUUAACAAGGACCCUAUGGCAAAUGCACAAUUAUUCAGAAUUACAUUUUAUCGUUUUCACAUUGAAAACA